AUGAUUCCAAAUUCCUCUCAUUCACCAAAAAUGACAGGAAUAAUAGGAAAUCAACAGCAACAACAGCAACAACAACAGAAUCAACAACAACAGCAACAGCAGAUUUAUGACGGUGUUUUAUAUUGCUGGGGUGAGAAGUACUCUAGUAAACCAUCGUUCAAUGCAGUGGUGCCAAAUAUAGUUUCUUUACAAUCGGGAUUCACUCACUCUUUGGCGUUGACACAGGAGGGCGAGGUCUACGCCUGGGGCGACAACAGAUCGUCGCAGCUCGGUGUGACAAACGAUGUACUGAAUCGCGUCAAUGUAGGUCGACCAAGAACAGUGACAGCAAGCGGAUCUUCAUCGCCAUUCACACAUUCACCCGUUCCAAUCUUGUUGUCGAUGUCGACUUUCGGUGGACAGCGCGUCAGGAUGAUUGCAGCCGGUGGAUGUUACUCUGCUGCAGUCCUCGAGAAUGGACUUUUAUAUACUUGGGGAACGCUCGACGAUACUCAAUCGAGCAAAUCACUGGCCACCCCAACCAAAGUAGAUUUACUAAAGGGUGUUAUUUGUGUUGCGCUCGGUCUCAAUCAUGUGGCGGUGGUGGCCGAGACCAACACACCAGAGAAGCGUGCUGUCUACACUUGGGGAUCGAAUCGUAAAGGACAACUGGGUGUGGUUGGUGACUCUAUUACUAGCGCGCCUAGAAAGGUGACGCUCGGAGCACGUGCACUCACUGUUUCGUGUGGUGAUGAAUUCACCGCGGCAAUUGUCGAGGGUAACGAAGUAUUUGUAUGGGGAAACAAUCGUGGCAGACAAAUUGCAUCUAAUAACACUGACGAUGUUUUAACGAUUCCCGUUAAACCGUUCUUGGGACGCGAUAUCGUUGAGCUGAGUUGUUCGCGAAACUAUAUUGCCGCGCGUUCCGGUGGCGGCGCCGUUUAUAUCUGGGGAAACAAUGAGCACGUUUGUCGUGCUGGAGACAAUGACAAGACGCACACCAUUCCAAGUGGUUGUCGCGUCAAGCAGAUAUCGGCUGGUUUGACACAUCUCUUGGCACUCACAGAGAAGGGCGAAGUCUAUGUUUUGGGUUCGGGCGACGACGGCCAACUCGGCGCACUCGAAGACAAAAAGUCGACUUCCACAUUCAAAAAGAUCGCAGCACUCGAGGGAAGAACAGCGCACUUUGUUCACGCAUGGGCACGUUGCAGCUCCGCCGUGUUGGAACCUGGCAAUUUCCGAGUGGAGAUAUCAGAGACUAUGCGAAGACAAGAGAAUCGCACGUCAAUCGCACCCUACUUCCUGCGAAGAUUGGUUCACUACAUAAGAGGCGAUAACUCCAAACAGGAAGGUAUAUUCCGUUUGUCAGGAUCGAAAGCAAGAGUCGACGAGUUGGAGCGACGUCUCGAUUUGAACGAGCAGUUUUCAAUCAGUGCUAAAUACGAGAUUUACGAUGCCGCCGACAAUAUGAAGCGAUACUUUAAGAGUUUGCCAGAGCCAAUCUGCACGAAUUCGUUGUGUGCGCGUUUCGAGCGUCAGAUUAUCAACACCGACGACCUCCAAGAAAAGAAGACGAUGAUUAAAGAAUGGAUCUCACUGCUACCCAAAGAAAACAGAGUGUUGUUGAUCUAUUUGCUUUCGUUCUUGGGUGAGGUGGUCGAGACACAGACCAAACACAUGGGUACCAAUGCGAUGGGUGCCAAGAAUCUGGCGCUGGUUUUCGCUCCAAACUUACUCACAAAAGGAGAGAUUGGAAAUGACGAUGUCAUCGAAGUUAUGAUCAACAUGUUUGAUGAAAUCAUUGCCGACUAUCCCGAGCUUGAAAGCAGCUUGAUCAUCGACCAAGCAGAGGAUGGAUUGGCGUAUCAAUCCGUUGCAAAAGUUCCCUAUAUAAUAGAGCUGUGGAGUCGCACAAUGGCUGCGCGUGAGUCAGCGAAACGUGCAUUCUUUGAGCCAGCGGUGUUGACGUUCAUUAUCGAUGCAAUCGUUGAAGGAUCUAUUGAGUCACGCGGUGGCAACGCCAAUAGAUCGCGAUCGUCUAGCUUCAAUCUUGGCAACGGCAACGGCGCCCCCGCCAACGGUUCUCUUAGCGCCUCAGGAAACACACCACCUUCACAGUCACCUAUGCACUCACCAAAGCGAGUGUCAUCCUCGCAAUACAAACCGAUCAAUGGAAACACCAGUCCUAUUCUCUACGGCUCACACUCGAGUCCACAACUCAUCUCAACUACACCACUUGUACAAUUUUCAACAUCACUCAACAGCUCAACAUCCGGUAUCUAUCACAGCAGCAACAGCAACAACCAACAUAUUUCACAGGCUGAAUUGCAGAGAAAUUAUGAACAGAUUCUCUCACUCGUAUUAUCACCCAUUAUAUCCAUCAAGAAUUUACUUAGAGUACUUCCAUCAAUCGUCGAAAUCGAUGUAAACUCACUUCUUAUUAAACUUUUAUUAGCCAACAAAUUUGUUAGAUGUAUUACAAAUAAUCUUUCGAAUACCAUGAAUGACUCGAUCAAUCAAAUCAAAGAUAUCGUUGAUAUCUCUCAGUACAACGAGAAGAUCAAACAACUCAAUUCGACAUUUGAAUCACUUACCUCCGAUGUAAUGUUCAUCGAAGAGACGCUCAGCAGAGCGCGACCGACUACGAAUCGCCAAAGAUCAAGUUGGAGUUUGAGAUGUGGUGUAUCAACAACCAGAUACUCACCGUCAUCGACAAGAUGGACUACAACUCGACGCAGAUGCACAGAUUCAUGCAAGACAAGACAGCACUGCAGUCGUGCGUCGACCAAUUCAAACCGCACUACCUGGUGGUCGAGGAUUUCGUGA
Heterostelium album PN500 is the source of this 2805-nucleotide messenger RNA. It is a transcript of the gene gacGG, whose product is annotated as regulator of chromosome condensation domain-containing protein. Gene Ontology annotation, biological process: signal transduction. Lineage: Eukaryota; Evosea; Eumycetozoa; Acytosteliales; Acytosteliaceae. The record is from RefSeq and is a predicted model, not a curated record. The transcript is spliced from 4 exons. The coding region runs from base 1 to 2805 and encodes 934 amino acids.